Epinephelus fuscoguttatus (brown-marbled grouper) is the source of this 8816-nucleotide messenger RNA. It is a transcript of the gene aass, whose product is annotated as aminoadipate-semialdehyde synthase. Lineage: Eukaryota; Metazoa; Chordata; Actinopteri; Perciformes; Serranidae. Bases 2258 to 5053 code for a protein of 931 amino acids. Gene Ontology annotation, molecular function: saccharopine dehydrogenase activity. The record is from RefSeq and is a predicted model, not a curated record. Gene Ontology annotation, cellular component: cytoplasm. The transcript is spliced from 24 exons.
CGUCACGUCAUUAUCGAUCAGUGUAUCGAUCAGUGAAAUAAAUAAAUGUGUGUGUGAGAUUGAUUCGGUGCUGACCGGAUCCCGGAACUGACCCAUGCGGUUUAAAUCCGCACAGACAGCUCGAGCUGCUGCUCCAAACUCCGGGAACACCGUGUGUGUGGUUAUCACCGAGUCAGCAGGUGAUACAUCACCGUCACAUGUCAGUGCUCAAGUUUAUCUAAUCACUCUGUGGUAACGUUACUAAACAUUAAUUUAAUACAAGUCUGAUAUCAAAGUUGUGUUGUGACGUGUUAGCUAACUGAGUGUUCAGGUUUACUGUAGCUCAGUGUCCCAACCUGAGGUUUGAGACCCGUCAGGGCUUUGUAAGACACAUGUCAGAGGUGUCGUCAUGCCUGAAGGAACAGUCGGAUCAUUUAGGAUAUUCAAAUAUUCACUUUCUGUCUGAGAGCUGGAUGAGAUGACGGAUAACACUCGUGUGUGUGCUGAAUAUGAAGCUACAGCCUGCAGCUAGUUUAGCUUAGCAUAAGGACUGGAACCAGCUAGCUUGAUUGUGCCCAGUGAGAGCACAGCCCACCUGUGAGCAGCACAGGCACCAGACUGUAACAGCUAAACGUUAUGGUUUUAUGGGGUGUGUGUGAGAUGACUUGUGUGCCUGGAGCCAUAACAGCACAUCAGCAACAUAUAAUCUUGUGUGUAGAGUUUGUUCUUUAUAGUGCCGUACUUACAUAUUGUAUCUCCCCACUGUCUGUCUGUGCUUUGAGCUGCUGUGAUGUGAAUUUGCUCAGUGUGGGAUCAAUUAAGUUUAUCUUACAUGGUAUGGUGGCGCAGUGGUUAGCAUUGUCACCUCACAGCGAGGAGGCUUGCAUGUUCUCCCUGUGUCAGCGUGGGUUUCCUCCAGGUGCUCCAGCUUCCUCCCACAGUCCAAAGACAUGCAGGUUAAUUGGUGACUCUAAAUGUGAGUGUGAAUGGUUGUCUGUAUCGAUGCCAGCGAGCAGGUCUUUGGGGCCCAGUCCAGCUUAGCCCGAAUGACUGACCACCACCGGCAAGGACUUGUAUCAGUCGUCUCAUUUCUAAAAUAAGCGUACUUCUCAAAAUGUCAAAGUACUCUAGACGUUUACAUGGAAAACAAAGUAAUUCAGCGUAACCUAAUGGUGUCAUCACACUGUUAAACGCAUUUAUAUUAGCACCAGUCUGUGAUACCAGGGGUCUCCACGCCUGCCUGCAGCCCUGCACACACUGCACCAGGGCUCUAUGCAAGUCCCUGCGGGCGGUGGGUCCAGCCACCUGACGCCGGCUAGCAAGCUCAGCUGGAGCUUCACGAUCUUUUUGACAUUUUUAGUUUUAAGCGGGAGGUGUCAGAAAAGUUACCACAGGCGUAACUGGCUCGUGGCGCCCAAGCGCUCAUAGCGACGUCGCUUUCUGAUCCUUUGAUGUCGGCUCUUCUGAUUGUCGUGAAGCCAAAUUCACAGAGCUUUGGAUUGUUCACCCACUAGUUGGUUAGUUUUACAUGACUAAUGCCUCCCUAGUCUGGCUCCAGACGGUGGUUUAGGUGUCCCGAAAUGUGCCUUCUUCUUGUGCCGCUCAUACUCCCCUCCCCUGGGACCACUUUGCCCUGGGAGACCCUACCAGGGGCUGUUAGCCCUGGACAACACAGCUCCCAGGGUCACGGGGACAUGCUAACCCCUCCACCACAUUAAGGUGGCGAUAUUCAUGGAGGGGGUCAGUUGAGGUGGCAUCUGAUCAGGAUCCUCCUGGGCGCCUCUCGUUGAAGGUGUUCCUGGCACGUCCCACAGGUAGGAGGCCCGGGGGCAGACCCAGAACAUGCUGGAGGGAUUAUAUAUCUCAUCUGGCCUGGGAACGCCCCAGGGUUCUCCAGGAGGAGCUGGGAAGUGUUGCUGAGGAGAGGGACGUCUGGAAUAGUUUGCUCAGCCUGCUGCCUCUGAGACCUGGCCUCAGAUAUGUGGUUGAAAAUGGAUGAAUGGAUGAAUUUGCAUGAAAUAAUUCAGUGCUCUGUUCCUCAUCUGAAAUCAGUGUUUGUGAUUAUAGCGUCUGUGCUGUUCAUGUUGUUUAUAAAACUUCAUGUCGUAUUCUGUGUCCUCAGCACUUGAAUUCGUGUGUUGUAGUUCCAUUGCAGGUCUCACCAGUUUUUCUGGUCUGUCAAAACCACCUGCUCAACAGCAGCUCUCUCCCAGCAGCAAACAGACUUGACCUCUGACCUCUCAAUCAUACUUCCCCUCGACUCAGGGGAGGUGAAGUCAUGUUCAGACUCCUCAGUCACCACAGUAAGAGGACGCGGGGCUGCCUCGCAGGCCAGCGCCGCUAUGAGCACCACACUGCCAUCAUGGCCAUCCGCCGUGAGGACAUCAACCCCUGGGAGAGGAGGGCGCCGCUGGCCCCACGACAUGUUAAAGAGCUCACAAAUGCAGGCAUCAAGGUUCUGGUCCAGCCAUCCAACCGUAGAGCGAUCCACGAGAAGUACUACGAGAGGGCCGGGGCUGUCAUCCAGGAGGACCUCUCGGAGGCGUCUCUGAUAAUCGGGGUGAAGAGGCCGCCGGAGGAGAAGGUCAUUCCCAGGAAGACGUACGCUUUCUUCUCCCACACCAUCAAAGCUCAGGAGGCCAACAUGGGGCUCCUGGAGGACCUGCUGAAGAAGGAGGUUCGUCUGAUCGACUACGAGAAGAUGGUCGAUGCUAACGGCUUCCGGAUUGUUGCGUUUGGUCAGUGGGCCGGUCUCGCAGGAAUGAUUAACAUCUUGCAUGGGUUGGGGCUGCGCUUCCUGGCUCUCGGGCACCACACUCCCUUCAUGCACAUCGGCAUGGCUCACAACUACAGGAACGUCAGCCAGGCCAUCCAGGCAGUGAGGGAUUGUGGGUAUGAGAUUUCCACGGGGCUCGUGCCCAAAUCUAUCGGUCCAGUGACAUUUUGUUUCACCGGCACGGGCAACGUCUCCAAGGGAGCCCAAGACAUCCUGAACGAGCUUCCUGUUGAAUACGUUGAACCUCACGAGUUAAAGGAGGUCUCUCAAACAGGAGAUAUGACCAAAGUCUACGCCACCGUCCUGAGCCGACAUCACCACCUGGUGAGGAAGAGCGACGGCUUUUAUGACCCCAUGGAGUACGAGGACCACCCGGAACUUUACACCUCACACUUCAGGACCAGCGUGGCGCCCUACACAACCUGUCUGAUCAACGGUAUCUACUGGGCCCCCCAAACCCCCCGACUCCUCAGACGACUGGACGCCCAGAGGCUGAUCAGACCGCUCAAGGGCUCGCCUGAAGCCACAGAGGGAUCACCAGGGCUGCCUCACAAAUUACUGGCCAUCUGUGACAUAUCUGCCGACACCGGAGGCUCCAUAGAGUUCAUGACCGAGUGCACCACCAUCGACAAGCCUUUCUGCAUGUACGACGCUGACCAGCACAUAGAUCACAACAGUGUGGAGGGAAAUGGGAUCCUCAUGUGCUCCAUCGACAACCUUCCUGCUCAGCUCCCCAUCGGAGCCACAGAGUACUUUGGAGACCGACUCUUCCCCUACAUCUGGGAGAUGCUGCCUUCAGACGCCACCAGACCGCUGGAUGAAGAGGACUUUAGCCCGCAAGUCAGAGACGCUAUAAUCACCUCAAACGGAGUCCUCACCCCAAAGUUUGAAUACAUUCAAAAACUUCGAGAAACAAGGGAGAAGGCUCAGAUCCUGAAGGAGAGCGGGAUGAAGCGUGUUCUGCUGCUGGGUUCAGGAUACGUCUCCGGACCUGUGGUUGAGUAUCUGACUCGCGAUGAGAGGACCCAGGUCACCGUUGCGUCGAUGCUGCUGAAGCAGGCAGAGGAGCUGGCAGCCAAAUAUCCCAACACCAUCCCCGUCAUGCUGGACGCUGGCAGCCAGGAAGGACACCUGGACUCCCUGGUCAAAGAUCACGACUUAGUCAUCAGCAUGCUGCCGUACUCGCUUCACCCGCUCAUCGCCAAACACUGCAUCAAGAGGAAGGUCAACAUGGUGACAGCGAGCUACCUGAGUCCUGCCAUGAAGGAGCUGCAGAGCAGUGCAGAAGAGGCGGGCAUCACCAUAGUGAAUGAGAUGGGACUGGACCCGGGUAUCGAUCACAUGCUGGCCAUGGAGUGUAUCGACAAGGCCAAAGCUGACGGCUGCACCGUGGAGUCCUACAGCUCGUUCUGUGGAGGUCUUCCUGCUCCAGAGUGUUCAGACAAUCCUCUUCGCUACAAGUUCAGCUGGAGUCCAUAUGGCGUCCUCUUAAACACCAUCAGCCCCGCCAUCUUCCUCAGAGACAACGAGGUGGUGAGCAUCCCGGCUGGCGGCGCUCUGAUGGAGUCUACCACGCCGAUGGAUUUCCUUCCUGGUUUCAACCUGGAGGGAUUUCCAAACCGCGACAGCACCAAGUACGCCGAGCCUUACGGCAUCCAGUCUGCACACACACUGAUCAGAGGAACGCUGCGCUUCAGGGGUUUCUCCAAGGCCAUGAGUGGGUUUGUCAAACUAGGUCUAAUAAACAGUGAGCCAUGUCCCAUCCUGCAGCAUACUUCGUCUCCUGUCUCCUGGAGAGACCUCCUCUGUAAGCAGAUGGAUUUGUCCUCCUCCAUUUCCCAAGAUGCCUUUGAAGAAGCUGUGUAUGAGCGCAUCGGAAAGGACGACUUUGUGAUGGACGCCCUGAGAUGGUUUGGGAUGCUGAGUGAUGACGAGUUGGUGCUUCACGCCGACAACGUGCUGGCUGCUCUGACAAAACAUCUGGAAGUCAAACUCUCGUUUGAUAAGGGCGAGCGAGACAUGAUCAUCAUGAGGAACGAUGUCGGGCUUCGCCACCCAACUGGCGAGCUGGAGACCAAACACAUCAGCCUGGUGGUUUACGGUGACCCCAGCGGCUUCUCCGCCAUGGCCAAAACUGUAGGAUACCCAGCAGCUAUUGCUGCUCGCAUGGUCCUUGAUGGUGAAAUCACUGCAAAGGGAUUAGUGACUCCGAUGACGAAGGAUAUCUACGGGCCGGCUCUGGCCAGACUGAAGGAGGAAGGACUUCAAUUCAUAUCUAAGAGCACCGUGCUGGAGUAAAGCCUUCAAAGAGAGCAGAUCAGUGAUCACUGUAAAUACAGAGAAACUUUAUGACAACCACGUUGUCAGCUGCCUUUUCACCAGCUUUAUCCAAACUGGAUUUUCCGACAGACUCAGACUCAACUGUCUAGUGAUGUUUAAAAAUCUAUUUUAAUCUUACCGGCCAGAGGCUGAUAGAAUAAAUAUUAGUUAUGUCUUUUUUUUCCCUUCAAAUAAAUAUGUAAAAGGUUAAAAAGGGGGAAAAAGUUUAAAAGAAGGAAAAAAGCCAAACGUUGUUUUUAUUGUGUUGAAAUGAAAUUUAGAACAAUUUGGUGAUGCUUUAAAUUUGUUUUAGGUCAAAAAUCUGAAGAGGCAGCUGGUGAUUAUAUUAAGUAAUCUGUAUCUGAUAUAAGCAUCUGAGUUUGGUUAAAUGCGUCAAUCUGUGCCAAACUGAAAUAGUUACAGUUUAGUUUCAGAGAAAAGUUCUUCUGUGAAGUUGUGUCCACUAAUCCAGCAGUAUUUAAGGCAUUAAAAAUUCAAAGCAUUAAAAAGCACACAUGUAGUCUCAUAAAUCAAGUUUAAUUACUGUAGAAAUCAGGUCCGACUGUUCAAACUGUAAUGGAUGUUUUGACUAUCCACUGUAAAACUAGUUUACACUUGGGUAUUAUAAAGUAACCUGAACCUGAACCUGAGACUGUUCCUGGAGACUCGAUGGUUAAUUCUGACAUCUAACGUAAAAACCAAUGAAGCACUCAUUGCAAGCGUUAAGCUGUUUAAAAACAAAAUGAAACCUUAAAUAUUUUUUACAUUUUAACUACAAUACAGUUACAUAAAAGCAAUGGACCAGUGCAUAAAAACACUGUUGAAAACUGUUUUUGAUCAGUUUGUUGACAGUUUUCAGACCAGGUGUACAGGAACGCCUCUCAGCCUUGCUUCCAGUUUCUUUUUGUGUCCACCAUAUAACAGUGAGAAAAUCACCUGUGGCCCAAAAAGCAUUUCCCCCCUAGGCCACCAUUAUAAAAGAGACAUCUCUUAAAAUAGACAUGACACCGCAAACUGCAAACAAGGUCAAUUUUGUCUCUCGAAUUUUUGAUCCAUACAGAUUUUAUGUUUGUAAAACUUUCCUCAAGUUGAGAAAAGAGAUUAAAAAAUCUGUGUAGGGCCGGACCAGCAGAGGAAACACUACUGCAUGUAUUCAGGGGGCUGCAUAUUGUGAAAGUAAACCUGGAAGGUAGACACUUUUGGGGUAUACACCAGGCGAGCGUUUCUCACUGGACUGAAUCGUGUCAUCUUGGGGUCCAGUACCUAGAUAUAAUAACACAUCCACAUGACAGACGGCUAAGGGCUUGUUUAUACUCCCUUUACGUACGAAAAAAGAUGCAUCUGUUUCACACGAUGUAAAUGUCACUGCCCCCUCCCCUUAAUGGCAUUGGUCAUUUAUGAUGGAACAGAUACAGCCAAUAGAGGGCACCAAAGGGCGGAGUCAAAAGUUUUUAUCAGAACAUUUGUUUUGUAGAUUGUAAUUGGUUAGAAAUAGAGAUGCACUGAUUUAUUGGCUGCCCAUCGUUAUCGGACGAUAUUCGCCUUGUUGACUGCCAUCGGUCUAUCUGCAAAUAAGAUGGCAUUCACCGAUAGCAGUGGCCGAUGUUUUUCUGUUGUGUCACAUCAAUUUUGCGCAGGCUAAAAUGCAUUACUCGAAACUAUUGGCAUCCUGUUGUCCCUGGGACAAUAGAGAAUGUAUUUGGGAUGAACAGAGAUCUUCCCCAGGACACCGUCGGGACGAAACGGCACCGUAAACUCAUUAUUGACAUGUGAGGGAACUCACCCUGUUGUUUUCCUGAUAAUAUCAGUUGUAAAGAACAAAUCUGUGUUUUCACUGGCAGGAGGGGGAGAGCUAGUUAACGUUAGCUGUUAGCAGUCGUGGACUGUAACUAACUGCUCUGGUAGAUUUUCCUGAUGUGUUUGAUUACAUCAUGAUGCGUUCAAGGUCUGUUUGGUAAAAAUGAGGAUUUGGCAACGGUAAAUUAUAACGCUGUAAUGAUGUGCUCAAAUUUAAUCUUGUAAAAUGUAGUUUUUUGCAAGAAACUUGAAUAAAUAUACAGCUGUUCGAAGGAGAAAUUUGUUUAUAAAAUAGAUAUCAUAGAGGAAAUUAUGAAAUAUUAUGUAUAGUACAAAGACUUUUGAAGCAGUAAUUAAAAGAUUUUUUCAUGUUAAAGAAGGUAAAGUUAAAGGUUGUUUCAUAACUGUGAAUGAUUGAAUUUGUGCACAAAAGGGGGAAUAAAUAACGACAAACAAAAUAAACCACAGAAACAAAAAAGCGUCGGCUAUCGACCAAAUUGUUAUUUUAAACAUCGGUAUUGGCCCAGAUUUUCACAAUCAGUGCAUCCCUAGUUAGAAAUCAACAUAGUUGCUGAACCUUUCCUAGUUUAAACUUUUAACUUUUCCUCCAUCACCUGAAACAGCAUCUGAUUUCUGUAUUAAAUAAAAAUCCAACAGCUCAAAACUGCACUGACCUUCAAGCUGUGAUAACUUCGAACAAGAAAGACCUCAACCUUGUUACACACCUAACUUACUAUUUCUUUAAACACAUCAGGAAAAUCAACCAGAGCAAAAGUCCAACAACAAAACCAUGAAAUACCAUUGACAGUUCCCAUUCACAGGAUGUAAUAUUACGUAAUGUUGCCUCAGAGUGAACGCUAACGAACCUGAGAGCAGCUGCAAAUGAUUUUCAGCUGGUUUGUACAGGAUCACGAGUUAAUAAUUUUAUUUGGUUUUUGUGUGUGGUGCUUUUGUGUUUUACAGUAUGUGUGCAAUGUCAUGACAUCACAAUCUCAGUAUCCCAAAAAUACUACAAUAAUAAUAAAACUUUUGUUUGUGAUGCUAUUAACGUUAAAAUUAACAACUCAAAGUGCAGAAGUUUAAACAAGAAACUGUGAAUUUUGAGUGUGCUUUCUAUAAACGUUAACGUAACGUAACGUUAAGUCUAAACAUUUCAUGCGACAAGCGCAGACUCAAUGUGCUUAAAAACAGAAACAACGUGUCUGUUUUAAAAUUAUUUUUGAAAAGUUACUUUUUUUCCCCUUAAAACACUGAACCUAUCUUGGUAUAGAUCUUAACUACCUUUGGGUAAUAUCAAAAAAAAGAGUCCAAAAACUAUGAAAGUGAUAUCUAUAGAAUAUAAUUUAAUUUUUCUCAUGAUCUUGAUUUGUUAACUGAAACAUAAUUGCUAACAAUGGCGUUCAGCCUCUGUGGAGCUCAGACGUGGAACUCUUUUUUUCAAGGUGUUGUUAAGUCUGAAUUCUGUAUUUGUGGAGCCUGUGUUAAGUUUGUCAGACUAUUUAUUGUCUGACACCUGAGCAAUAUUUAAUUUAUCAUUUAAGAGGGAUGUGGUCACCUUAUAAAUAGUUUGUUACAUGCUUUAAAUGGGUAAAAAAUUAAUACCCAGAAAGAGAGUUAUUUAAUAUGUACCUGAGUUAUAUUUUUAAAAUAAACUAUCCAUAUGUGUACCUGACAUGUACUUUAUUUGUGGGCCUUCGUAGGGUUUUAAACAGAAGAGUGUUCGUGUGAUGUUUUUGGUAGAUUUGUAGGUUUGGAUUGGAAUGACACAAAUUUUGUCAGCAACACAGAACGGCACUAACUCAUCAGUGAUCUCUAACGGUUUUAUUUUAUUUGUUUUAAUGUUUCAGUUCAAGCAUUUGUUUGUAAAAGCUUGUUUUGAUAGAACGUUUUUUGCUUCAUAAAAAUGUAAAAAUGGUUACACGAAUAAAUGUAUUAUGUUACAUUG